Molecule: messenger RNA, 672 nt
Organism: Erinaceus europaeus (western European hedgehog)
Lineage: Eukaryota; Metazoa; Chordata; Mammalia; Eulipotyphla; Erinaceidae
Product: coiled-coil domain-containing protein 81-like
Exons: 3
Coding region: 223-672 (149 amino acids)
Source: RefSeq, a predicted model, not a curated record
UCUCUGUCUAUCUCUCUCUCUCUCUCUGUAUCUGUCUCUGUGUCUCUCUGCCAAGGAUUGAACCUGUGAUUUAAGAGCAUCAGACACAAAAAAGUCUUUUGCAUAACCACUAUGCUAUCUCCCUGGCCCAUUAUGCAUUAGAUUAAGCACUUAGCACAGUUGGUGUAGAGUAAGAAUGUGUUAUCUGUUCCUAUUGUAUUUUUCUCUCUUCAUUGUAUCUAUAUGACCAUUAAAGCCUCAAAGGAAAAGACUGAAAGGAAACUUAACUCUUUCUCUUAUUCUACAGUCAACUUUCUACCUAGACCUCCAGGUCAAAAACCCACUCCAGCAUCUGGAAAUAUUGCACCCGUAAUAUUGCCUACCACAGUGGAACCUAAUAAGACUGUCUUUACAAAAACAAGAACCAAAAGUGUGCCACAUCCACCCAGUCCAUCAAAGAACACCAAAACAGAACCUAAGACCUCUGAGACUACAACUUGUAGGGAUCAUGAGAAAGCAGGACAGGAACUUUGUUACGUGUGUAUGCAACGCAGGAAGGCCAACAGUGCACUGUAUUCUAAUGUCAAGUUGAAAAAAGAAGAAGAACAGGACGACCAAAUUCUACAUCAAUAUCAGAUAAUGAAAGACAAGGACACUGAAUUCAAAGACCAGGUAGUAGAAUGCUUGGAUUGA